Messenger RNA from Ictalurus punctatus (channel catfish), 534 nucleotides. It is a transcript of the gene ndufc2, whose product is annotated as NADH:ubiquinone oxidoreductase subunit C2. Gene Ontology annotation, cellular component: mitochondrial inner membrane. NCBI's taxonomy places the organism in Eukaryota, Metazoa, Chordata, Actinopteri, Siluriformes, Ictaluridae. The record is from RefSeq and is marked provisional. Gene Ontology annotation, biological process: mitochondrial electron transport, NADH to ubiquinone.
UGAGAGGUGAUGUGAUAAAGGACUAACGCUGUGCACCAUUUUCAGAGACCCGUGCAUUAAUCCUCGGAAAUGGGGCUUCUCCCCGAUGAGGCAAAAGUUCUCCCUCCACCGGGAAUCAUAAACAGAAACUCGGUAUGGCUCGGGUUCACCGGCUGGGCCACAGCGAUGCUUCAUAACUCGCUUAACCGAAGGCCUGCGAUCAAAGCGGGUGUUCACAGACAAGCAUUGUUCAUAACUAUUGGCUGGUUCCUCGGCUACCAUUUAACAAAGAUUGAAAAUUACAAAUAUGCCAAGCUGGACAGGGAGAUGAACGAAUACAUCCGACUACACCCUGUAGAGUUUCAGGAGACAGAAAAGAAGACGUUUGCAGAGAUCGUAGAGCCGUUUCAUGCUAUCCGCUGAGUGGAGCUGCUUUUCACAGAGGCGAAGAACAUUUCUGGAAGCCUUUUUCUGUCUACCAUGUUAUUAAAGUGUAUAACACAUGACUUAUUGAAUAUUUUGUUUCUAAUAUUUGAUUAAACAAUUUAAAAUGCA